AUGUCCAGGCUAGACAAAGCCGCGAAGAUUGGCAUCCGCCUCAUCGUGGACGCCUAUGUCCCCGACCUGACCUUCCUGGAAAAGCUCAACCAGGAUCUUGUCUUGGAAAAGUCAGGAGGCGUCGUGAUCCACCAGCCAAUCCAGCUGAUUCGGGACUUGGACGACAAAGGAUACUGGCAAAAAGCUUUUGACCCUCUCGGACUCGAUGCUAAAGCGAUCGCGCAAAAGAUCAGUGACGACCCGACGGGAGAGUCUCUCAAGGCCGUCCUCAAGGAGAACUGGGAGAACAUCAUGGCCGAGUACGAGAAAACGCCGUUCGACCUGCGCCAGCACACCGUCCUCCAGUACAAGACCUCGGACUCAACAGACGGCCACCGUGGCGUCUUCACCGGCCAGGUCUCCGUCCCGCACGCGGCCAAGUUGUUCGAGAACGAGGCCAUCUUGCGGCACAUGCUCAACUCGUUCCCGCAAGAGGCGCUAGUUGUCGAGCCGGGAUGGAUGAAAAGGAUUCAUAAGGAGGCGGGCGAUGACAUGGCCACGUUCGUCAAGGCCAACGAAUCUGACAUCAGGGCUGCCACCAAGAAGUACUUUGCCGAAGGCGGGAGCCUGGCCAAGUGCGGCGCUCUGCUGGGCUCCGUCAACAUGGUCAUGGUGCUGGGCGUGAUCUUCCAGGAAGUCAACGGCCGCAAGGUGUACUCGAUGGUGGUGGCCACGUUGCGGGAGCACGCCCUCGACGGCAUCAACCUGUGGGAGGCGAUGCUUGAUCCGCACCACCCGGACGUCGUCAUCUUCUCCAACAAGCUGCUAGGCAAGCACAAGGUCCCCAUUAUGGACUGGGCCAACAACUUUCUCGGCCAGCGGCUGAUGGCCACGACGUGGAAGACGGUCCCGCUCUCGGUCGAGGCCGAGGCCGUGGGCGUGCCGCUGGACGAGUACAUUGCCGAUCUGCGCGCCGCCAAGGAAGUCGACCCCGGCGUCAAAGACAUCUUCCUCAACAGAUGGGUGUUCGCCGGUCUCGACCGCACCGCCUUUCUCCCCGCGGGCUACCGCAAGUGGGCGGGCUCCAACCUCGACCUCAGCACCGUCGUCAUCGACGCCACCAAGGACGGCCCCAAGAUCGAAAAGCUGCUGAGCUUCACCGCCGACACCCCCGUCUCGGAAUUUCACGCGCUUGGCCUGAAACUCGAAAAAUCACUACCAGAAGGUUUCUACAUAAACCGCAGCGGCCCCGUCGACCCUUUCGCGUUCAUGACCUUUUCCUCUUUUAUCACCGUCCCCGAAAAUCAUCAUCACGCUCCGACUCUCGAAUCCGCUGCCUUCGCCGCCGCCCGCAACCCCGCCCAGCAGUUGCUUGACACCAGCACCGUCGCCAAGAUCCGCUCCGCCAUCACGGAACAGAUCAACGCCCCCUUGCUCAAGAGCCUGCUGGCGCUCGAACCAGCCGGCACCGCCAGGACGAUGCGCAAGCUGCGACAGGACCUGGCCUGGGCCAGCCUGGUCGACAACUACCUCCUCGCGGAAGUAACUCCCGACCUAGAAGCCCAGGUGCGGGACGUGCUCAGGUCGGACGCGCAGUGGGCCGAUGUUCCGGACCUGUUGCUGGAAAAAGCGGUGCUGAGCGCGGCGAGAGAGACCAUCUGCUUGCCGCUGCUGGCGCCGCAGGGGUAUGUGGACAAGAUCACGGCUUUGACUGUUUAUGAGACUAUGAAGAAGACGACGACGACGACGACGCCGGGGACGGAUGAGACAACGUUGUUGAAGGAUAAGGUUAAGAUGCUGGAGCAGGCGGCAGAGGCGAUGGACAGUGUGGUGAAGAGUAGGAGGCAGGAGCUGCUGCAGCUGGGUGAGGCGGCUAGGGAGAGCGAGGAGUAUAAGGAGAAGGAGAAGGAGAUUGUUGAGAAGGAGCAGAAGGUAAAGGAGCUGACGGAGAGGAAGGUGGAUGUGGAGCAAAUGGUGGAGGAGAUGAAGAUGGGGGAGGGGUUUAUCAAGGAUGUUGGGGUGGAGGUUAAGGAGAUGGAGGAGGAUCCCAAGAGGAAGAUAUUGGAGCAUGGGAAGUAA
Sordaria macrospora k-hell is the source of this 2058-nucleotide messenger RNA. RefSeq lists its product as uncharacterized. NCBI's taxonomy places the organism in Eukaryota, Fungi, Ascomycota, Sordariomycetes, Sordariales, Sordariaceae. The record is from RefSeq and is a predicted model, not a curated record.